CUCCCUUUCGCGCCGCGUCGCAGCACCCCCCUCCCCCUUUCACGCCGCCUCGCUGGCUCGUAGGGUAGGGAAACGAAAAUGUAUAGCAGAACUACAUGAUACAAAGUGUUCUGUCUACGACGACGCGCCCGACACGUCCUCCCCCGCCUCUCCUUCGUCUUCCCCACCUCCCCUUCGUCCCUCCCCCGCCUCUCCUUCGUCUUCCCUUCGUCCCUCCCCCGCCUCACCUUCAUCCUCCCCCGCCUCCCCUUCGUCCUCCCACCUCUCCUUCGUCCCUCCCACAUCCCUCUGAGCUCUCCCCCGCCUCCCCCCCUUCCUUCUGGUGCACGCCCGUCGCCCUUCGGCGCGCGCGAACGUCGCCACAUCUUCGUGCCACCUCCUCUUCGCGCGCACGUGCCCCCUCCCCACCCUCUCGCCCGCCUCGAAGCCGCCCGCCCGCCUCGAAGCUGCCCGCCAACAAGUGCCGCGGCCCCUUCUCGUCCCCCUUCUUGCUCUUCUUCUUUUUCUCCGUCUCCCCGCCCUUCUCGAGGGCCUUCCUCCCCCGCUCCCAGCGGCCCUCUCCGUGUCCUCCCCUCAGCGCCCCUCUCCGUGUCCUCCCCCCUCCUUCGUCCUUGGGCGCUACGAUAUUCUCGUCGUCGCGAGCACUGGCAAAGUUGUAGACGAGGCUGGGAGGGUCAAGAAUGCAAUAUGGACAAUGAGGAUACA
Molecule: messenger RNA, 705 nt
Organism: Schizophyllum commune H4-8
Lineage: Eukaryota; Fungi; Basidiomycota; Agaricomycetes; Agaricales; Schizophyllaceae
Exons: 1
Coding region: 96-659 (187 amino acids)
Source: RefSeq, a predicted model, not a curated record